Messenger RNA from Funneliformis caledonium, 210 nucleotides. The record is from the annotation of a GenBank genome assembly. NCBI's taxonomy places the organism in Eukaryota, Fungi, Glomeromycota, Glomeromycetes, Glomerales, Glomeraceae.
AUGAGUUCUAACAUUAAAAGUAAUUCUACAGAUCUUUCAGAAAAAUAUGUCAAUGUCUCUUGUCUAAAAGUAAAUAAUUCAGAUUUUGCAAUUUUCAUCAAUACAAUUGUGAAUAAACACAAUUAUUACCUAAACGUUGAAGUAGUUGCAUUUAAGAAAGAAAAAAGGUUUACCAAUGAAAUAAUAGAUGAUAUUCAAUUCUUGACAUAG